AUGUACAAACGGCGGGAUUACGUGGAACUCUACGAGAAGGAUCAGGCUAAAUGGGCACUGAUACGCAACGUCAACACCGUGGUGAAACAGAGUACACUGAUGCCGGGUGACUACGUCUGGUUGGAUCUAAAGUCUGGUCGGGAGUUUGAGGUUCCAGUUGGAGCGGUGGUCAAGCUGUGUGACUCCGGGCAGAUCCAGGUGGUUGAUGACGAAGGAAGCGAGCACUGGAUCUCCCCCCAGAAUGCCACUAACAUAAAGCCCAUGCAUCCAACUUCCAUCCACGGUGUAGAAGACAUGAUCCGGCUUGGAGACCUCAACGAAGCUGGGAUCCUGCGCAACCUGCUUAUCAGAUACAGAGAAAAACUUAUUUAUACUUAUACAGGCUCCAUCCUGGUGGCUGUUAAUCCUUAUCAACUGCUGCCAAUCUACUCCGCAGACCAGAUCCGCCUCUACACCAACAAGAAAAUUGGUGAAAUGCCACCUCACAUCUUCGCCAUCGCUGACAACUGUUACUUUAACAUGCAGAGAAACAACCGAGACCAGUGCUGCAUUAUCAGUGGAGAGUCUGGAGCAGGAAAAACUGAAAGCACCAAACUGAUCCUGCAGUUCCUGGCAGCCAUCAGCGGUCAGCAUUCCUGGAUAGAGCAGCAGGUCUUAGAGGCCAACCCCAUCCUCGAGGCUUUUGGGAAUGCUAAAACAAUUCGCAACGAUAACUCAUCCCGAUUUGGGAAGUACAUCGACAUCCAUUUCAACAAGAGAGGCGCUAUAGAAGGAGCCAAAAUAGAACAAUACCUGCUGGAGAAAUCCAGGGUCUGUCGACAGGUAAGCAGCAACCUCAGCAACAACAAUGCCUGGAAACGUUUUCACAAAGUAAUUUAAAACUGGGCUAAAAAUGAUUAUUUGUAGAUCAUUUAAAAAAACACCUUCAAAUGUGCCAAUUAGAUCUUGGCAAUGUUGACCAAAAAAUACCGAACAAUACUUUUUAUUUGUGUUAAAUAAUUUUGAUGAUUAUCACAACCAUUGGUAUAGAAAAGCAUCACCCCCUUUCAAAGACCUUAUUCCUUUUGCUUUCCAGACUUAAAUAGAAACACACACAAAAAUAUCUUUUACCAGUUUUACUUGCCCAAUGCAACCUAUAACAUCCAACUGGCAAUGAUCAAAGGUCAAUUUCAAGAAGAAUCUCAAAAGCAGAAAACAAGAAAAACUGACAAGGAAAGGCAGCCUUCCAGAGACAAGGUGGCAGAACGUCAAGUGGAGAGCCAGAUGGCUUCUGCCUCGCAACAAGCUUACUCAGCUCAGAAUAAGAAACGAUAUUGAGGGAGCUCAGAGUGGGUGGUGAUGGAGGAACUGGAACAGGGUUAAUAGAGGUACCAGAAAUAGCUGCUCUAAUGCCUGACACUUUAUGAACAAAGAGUUUCCAGCAGCUGUAGGAGACAUGGAGCUAGGCUCCUGAUACACCAGAACAGAGUUUAGUGUUUUGUAGAGAAUCUUAGGAUUAUUGGAGUUUGUCUCAAUGAUGUCUGCAAAAUAGGCCGUUCUGGCAGCCCUCACAGCAUCCUGAUAAGCAACCAGAGAUGCUCUGAACAACUCACGCGAGACUUGUAGGCCAUCCUUUUUCCACUUUC
This is a messenger RNA of Nothobranchius furzeri (turquoise killifish), 1625 nucleotides long. Lineage: Eukaryota; Metazoa; Chordata; Actinopteri; Cyprinodontiformes; Nothobranchiidae. The record is from RefSeq and is a predicted model, not a curated record.